Messenger RNA from Venustampulla echinocandica, 2169 nucleotides. Its product is annotated as UPF0171-domain-containing protein. Lineage: Eukaryota; Fungi; Ascomycota; Leotiomycetes; Helotiales; Pleuroascaceae. The coding region runs from base 1 to 2169 and encodes 722 amino acids. Gene Ontology annotation, cellular component: GATOR1 complex. The transcript is spliced from 2 exons. The record is from RefSeq and is a predicted model, not a curated record. Gene Ontology annotation, biological process: negative regulation of TORC1 signaling; positive regulation of autophagy; cellular response to amino acid starvation.
AUGGCAAAUGCGAAAGACACACUCAAUCCUGGCCUAUGUGCCAUAGCGCUUGCCAUCCGAUCCCGUGAUGGCCCUAGAUUCGUUUUCCAUUAUCCUCCGCACCCUUCAACCAAGCCCACCGAGCGCGAACUCCGCUUUGGCACAGAAUUGGAUACCGAGCCCGCUGAGGCAGAUGAUCAGGAGCAAGAUGACUAUGAUAGUGAUGAGUCCGAAUUGGAAGAGAGCAGCUAUUUGGAUAUGCCUGCGUUGGGCAAGCUCGAUCUGAAUGAAAAAAUGCAGAAACAGCAACAACAGCUCCCGAAGCAAAAACGUCACGUGGGCACGCCAGACGGUGACGACCACUAUAACGACAAGAAGGGAGAACAUGUGGUCCCUUGGGAACAUUUAUUCGAGUUUCCAACAGCCGACCUAGAAAGCAUCCUUACACCAUCCAGGGCAUUUCACAAGAAGAAGUUCGAGCUUUCCCUCGACCCCCUUCACUUUGUUGCAUACCCAAUGCAUAUCCGCGAAGACGGUCUCUGGAAGAAAAAGAAGACUAAGAAGUCGAGAAGGGCGACAAAGGAAACAGAUGAUCCAGAACCGGGACCGGAAUCGGGAGAGGCUAAGUCUAAGGAAAAGAAAGAUCAAAAAGCGGGUAAUACGUCGGAGGAUGGGGACGAUUCCGGUGGAAUGCUUAUGUUUAAUGUGGCAUUUAUUCUUAAUCUCCCCAAGGAUGAGGAAGAUGAACGAAUCCUUGAGAUUUACGAGCAUGUCAUCAGGAAGUUUAACAAGGCUCUGAAUCAUGCUCAGGCUUCGAACAACUAUGUUUGGAGGGAAUCGGAGGUGAUUAUUGCGAUGAAAGAAAAGGCCCGCGAAGAGCGGCGCCCUAUGAGUUGGCUGUGGACCGAAAUCUUGCUGAAGUCAACUUUGGCCGGAGCGAUUCGGGAUGUCUUCAACGCGAUCUCCAACAACAAAAUAGCUACUCUACAUCUGGCUACCACACCCCCAGUAGACCUAUCUUUGCAAAUCCCCGUUCCGCCUUAUCUUACCAGUUUUCCAAGGUCAGAUGACCGGGCAAUGCUAGGGCUCCUACUAACCUCUUCCAACGCCACCAUUGAUGAAGAGGGCAACGAAGACCCAUCCUAUCUCAAUAGGCAUUUUGCUCUUCUACUUCUCGACAACGAGGAGAAGAUUAUAGCCGAGAUCCAAGCGGACAACACCGAGCUCUCCCCACCACUCAUCGAGUGUAUUCGACUUUGCAGCCCAACGCUGUCAUUUCUCCAGGUUGCCCAAACGCACAAUAUAGAACUCAGCAGCUUAUUAAUUCUUGCUCAACAUCUGGUUUAUUGGCGUAGAGCCGUCGCAAUUCGGCCGCUCCACGCCCGCGAGAUGUAUAUCGUGUCGCCGAAUUGCGAUAGUCGAAAGCUCCCAGCAGCCAAUUUUGCAUGGAAAAAAGCAUUCCCGCUUGCACCAUCCCUUCCUAGCUACCUCGCCGCUCUAUCGGCAGCUCCCCGUCCGUACAAGACGUUUUCGCCUAGCAAGAACCAUCGGCCCACCUAUUUGGAGAUGUUAGCAUGGGCAAUGCGUGGCGGCUGGGUCACUCAAUUGUGCACUUUUGCCUGGAUCCUCGUAUGGCCAGAAAUCUUAUAUGAAGUUCAAUACCAGCUCAAGGCUGGGGCUAUUGAAAAGGCGAAGAAUAAACCAGCUUCAGGACAGGCAUCCACCGCCUCAGCCGAGUCAACCGACGAAUCCGGCGCCGAGAAGAAACCCAUCGAUCCAAACGCACCCUUGACAACAGAACAAGCAGCUGAACAGGCCCGCCUUGAACGACUUGCUAAGAAGGCUGCUGAAGAUGCUGCCGAAUUCGCCGCCGAAUUCGCGAAGAUGCCGGUCCCGGUCGCAACAGAUCAUCCUUCACACAACCCUGCUCCGCACCUUAAGAACCUCUCCCCGUACAUCAUCAAAGAUCCGCAUAAAGUCAACCACGAAGAAUCCCUCUACAUCGCCGCCUAUGGUAAACGCUUUACCGACCCGAAGAUCAGGGAUUGCUGGUUUAAGUUCUGCAGCAAGUACUUCAAUGGCACGGAGGCCUUGGAGAUGAUUGCGUUGCAGGAGGGUAUGAAGCGGAAGGAGACAUGGAGUAUAUUGAUGCAUUUCCAGGAGAUCAUUCUUGUAUGUAAACAUUGGUGA